AUGGCUCUGUUGGUGUUCAUGGGUCUCAUGGCUCACCCAGUAGGUCAAGUGGUUUGUGGCAUAGGGGAAGAAAAGAGAAAGAUGUGCUGUGCAAAAGUACAGGUCAAGAUAGCUCAAUAUGCAAACACCCCAUCUUGGGUUCGUGGAUCUUCUUCUCCCCCUUCUAUCCCUCCUGAGCUAGCUAUGUUAUCUCCAACCACAGUGUUGCAUGGGUUGCAAAGAUGA
Molecule: messenger RNA, 225 nt
Organism: Prunus armeniaca (apricot)
Lineage: Eukaryota; Viridiplantae; Streptophyta; Magnoliopsida; Rosales; Rosaceae
Source: the annotation of a GenBank genome assembly